Messenger RNA from Pyrus x bretschneideri (Chinese white pear), 1905 nucleotides. RefSeq names its product rhamnogalacturonate lyase-like. The transcript is spliced from 15 exons. Bases 1 to 1905 code for a protein of 634 amino acids. Lineage: Eukaryota; Viridiplantae; Streptophyta; Magnoliopsida; Rosales; Rosaceae. Gene Ontology annotation, molecular function: carbohydrate binding; catalytic activity. The record is from RefSeq and is a predicted model, not a curated record. Gene Ontology annotation, biological process: carbohydrate metabolic process.
AUGGCAAAGAUGAAACUGAAAUUGAGGAACCAAGGUCCCUAUGUUGUAAUGGACAGUGGAGUGGUAAAGCUCACAAUCUUGAAGCCUCAAGGGUAUUUAACUGGCAUCAGUUAUGGAGGAAUGGACAAUCUUUUAGAUGUCAAGUCAAAUGAAACCAGCAGAGGAUAUUGGGAUAUCAACUGGAGUUUGCCAGGAGGCCAAAACAGAUACGAACCACUCAAAGGAGCUGAAUAUAGUGUUGUUCAUCAUAGCAAUGACAGCUUAGAAGUUUCAUUCAAGAACACCUUCAUUCCAUCAUCUGCUAGCGGAGUCAAAUUGCCGCUAAGUGUGGAUAUAAGAUACAUUGUAAAGACUGGUGUUUCUGGCUUCUACAAUUACGCAAUAUAUGAGCGGCCUUCUGGAUGUCCUGCCUUCGAUCUUGCACAGACAAGAAUGGCGUUUAAACUGCGAAGAGAGAAGUUCCACUACAUGGCAAUAACAGAUGAGAAACAAAGGAUAAUGCCAAUGCCUGAGGAUGUGCUUCCACCUAGAGGCAAACAGCUAAUUGUGCCUGAAUCAGUUUUGCUUGUAGAUCCCAUCAAUCCUGAUCUCAAAGGCGAGGUUGACGAUAAGUAUCAGUACUCGAUGGACAACAAAGACAGUGGAGUCCAUGGAUGGAUAAGUUCUGGCCCCACUGUAGGGUUUUGGCUCAUCUUUCCCAGCCAGGAGUUCCGAAAUGGCGGUCCUACGAAACAAAAUCUCACCGUCCACACUGGUCCAUUCUGUCUUUCUAUGCUUCAUGGAACUCAUUAUAUUGGCGAAGAUAUAUUAGCUCAUUUCGAAGAAGGGGAGACUUGGACAAAAGUGUUUGGCCCCUUUUUUGUAUACCUUAAUUCAACCCCAGAUGUAUCAAAGGCACACGAUUUAUGGAUUGAUGCGAAAAAACAGAGGCUGAUUGAAGAGACAUUGUGGCCUUAUGAUUUUGUCCAAUCGCCCUACUAUGUUGCCGUUAAAGAGCGUGGUUCAGUUUCAGGAAGAUUGUUUGUCCAGGAUAGGUAUGUUUCGGAUUCUCUCAUUCCUGCUAAAUACGCAUAUGUUGGUCUAUCAGUUGCAACUACUCCUGGAUCCUGGCAAACAGAAAGCAAGGACUAUCAGUUUUGGAUACAAACAGAUAUCAUCGGGAAUUUCACUAUCAAGAAUGUUAUCCCUGGAGUAUACGGACUCCAUGGCUGGAUCCGGGAUUUCAUUUCAAUGUUAGAUCUAUCAAUACAGUUAGCUAAACACAUCAAAUUGAAAACAUGGCCUAUUUUCCACUCAGGAUCACAAACACAACUCGGAAACCUGACCUAUGUUCCCCUCAGAGACGGUCCAACUUUAUGGGAGAUUGGUUACCCUGAUCGGACGGCCAUAGGUUACUACGUUCCCAAUGUGAACCCAAUGUAUAGACAGUAUGGCUUGUGGGACAGAUACACUGACGUGCACCCUGAAUUUGAUCAGACCUUCACUAUAGGCAGCAGUAAUCCGAAAACCGACUGGUUUUUUGCUCAUGUGGACAGGAGGGGAGCAGAUAAUAAAUACCUUCCAACAACAUGGACAAUAAAGUUUAAUCUCAAAUCUGUACCGACCGGCACAUACAAGUUCAGACUGGCCAUCGCUUCAGCAACCCGCUCGGACCUGAAGGUUCAUGUUAAUGCUAUGGACAUAGAACACCUGGUGAUUCAAGUUUUGAACUUGGGGACGGAUAAUGCAGUUUGUCGACAUGGAGUUCAUGGACUCUAUCGGCUUUUCAGCGGCGAUAUCCCGUCAACGCUCCUGGUAAAGGGAGAUAACUCCUUAUUUCUUUCACAGGCUAGGGGAGGUGAUGCACUUUGUGGACUUUUCUAUGAUUAUCUAAGACUGGAGGCUCCGGAAACUGCAGAGAGCUGA